Messenger RNA from Drosophila serrata, 1076 nucleotides. RefSeq lists its product as uncharacterized. The record is from RefSeq and is a predicted model, not a curated record. NCBI's taxonomy places the organism in Eukaryota, Metazoa, Arthropoda, Insecta, Diptera, Drosophilidae.
UUGAAAUUCAUUGUGUUUUAGAAGAGCGAUUCAAAAAACAUAGUUCCCUUGACUUAAAUUUUAUUGAAAUUGUAUUCCGUUAGAUUGUUACUUUUGUUUGUUACUUCUAAAUCCACGAAAGCCGCAAUGGACCACCAAAGACAGAAUAUGGUUUCUGCCGAAGGCUAUCUCAGCGAGGUUCAGAAGCGGGAGCAGCGUGCCCGCCUAAUAAACGUCCUGAGCCGCUUUAAGCCGCACGAUGCCAAUCCCCAGCAGUUCUACAACUGCGUCCGCGAACUGUGCAUCAUCCAUAAUUGCAGCAUCGACGAGGGCGUGGAGCGGGCAGCUGUCACCUGGCCGAGGCUUAGUGAGAUCCAGCGGGAGACCUACAAUUCGCAACGGCAUGCUCAACUACCCAUUCCGGUGCCGCGGCACCUCCUCUACCGCGCCUUCGAGAAGGAGCGCAACGGCAUGUGGUCCCUGGGACGCUCCACGACGAGUGGUGGCAGGCACUCCACUCGCUACACCCUUGAGGCCUACACGCCGCCCCCGAAACCAUCGAGGAUACAGGCACGCUUGCAGCAGAGGAGGCCCAAGUACGACAACCGGUUGGAUCUGCCGCCCAAGGUCGCUGCGACGCAUGUGCCGCCGCCCCCAAAACCGAAGUUGUCUAGGCCUUCACCGUCUUCCAUGCGCCGGAUCCGGAGUCUUGCACCUCCGACUAUACAGCGGGUUCAGUCCAUUAGGCACAUCCUGCCGCUGGUCGGCGAAAAGAAGACAGCACGACAACGCCUCCAGAGAAAGCUGGAAAAGAUCUGUGCCCCAGAAUCCGUUGCGGAUCCAAAGGCAUCCGGUGAUGGCCAUGGAGCCCAGAAGAAGAAGGCCACCAAGCGAAAGAGCUCGAAGACCAAGAAGUUGGCCAAAAGCAAGGAUCUGGAGGUCAUAGCCUUUGACCCUAAAUGGAACAUAGCUAUUGGCAGUGUCCGUCGGCGCCUCAUGAUGCAUGAACACUAGAUAAGAGGUUAUUUUUGAAUAUUUGUUAGUGGGUCCCUGUAAGUUCUAAAUUAAGAGUGAAUAAAAUUAUAAUUAAACAAGAA